AUGGCGCUGGUUGCAUCCGGAGGAGAUGCAGGCGGUGCGAACGUUAAGGAUACUACAGAGAAAGACAAUCCGGAAGCCAGUGAAAAGAAAGCGAAGCGUUUAUCAACUGGAGCGAAAGGCGCACGGAAAGAAAAGCCUGUAGGAACGGGGGCGCAGCAAGAUGCUCAAAAGGCUGCAGGUGCUACAAAGGAUGCAGAAGUGUCUUGGAAAGAACGGAAAGCACAGGCGAAAGCAGAGAAGUUAGAAAAGCGUGCAAAGGAAAAACAAGGCCGCCAGGGUCAGUCUGUGACUGAUCUACGGCCAAAAUCCGGGUCACAGGCGUCUAUUCAGAACAAUCGCAGAAAUGUUGAUUCCGCUGCUCACCCAGAGAAAUCAAAUCAUCGCCGGAGAAGCUCAGCUGGAGCCCAUGCUCAAAAAGCGCUUUCGCUAAGGCCAGCGGCUUCUGAUGCCGUCUCAAAAGCCCAAGGUGAUAAGAAAGAGGACAAGAGAGUUGCAUUUCUGGAGCAUCUUUAUGGCCACCCAAGACGUCAUACCAUUGCAGGAGCCGCAAAGGACAUACACCCUUCGGUUCUAGCUCUUGGCUUGCAGAUCAGUCAUUACGAGAUAUGCGGCAGCAAUGCCCGGUGUGUCGCUACCUUGCUGGUCCUGAAAGACGUUAUUAUGGCGUACACUACGCCUAUUGGUACCUCCUUGCCCCGGCAUCUCACGACUCAUCUCGCCUCUCAAAUUGACUACUUAGUGUCCUGCAGACCGUUAUCAGUCUCUCAAGGCAACGCUAUCCGCUGGCUAAAAGUCAUUAUAUCCGCCGUAGAUGUCAGUGCUCCAGAAGAAGAAGCGAAAAGCAAACUCUGCGCAGCCAUCGAUAACUUCGUCCGUGAAAGAAUCAUAGUCGCUGACGAAGUCAUUGCUGCUACCGCAUCUGAACGAAUACAAUCCGGUGAUGUAAUCAUGACUUACGGCAAAAGUAGCAUAGUCGAGAAGACGCUUGUUGAAGCUCACUUUCAGGGCAAAAAGUUGAAAGUAAUCGUAGUUGAUUCCCGCCCUUUGUUGGAGGGCAGGAACCUCUCUAGAUGUCUUAUUGGGCUAGGAAUUGAGGUGCAAUACUCCUUGUUGACAGGACUCAGUCAUGUCGUCUCGGAUGUCACUAAAAUCUUUCUUGGUGCUCACGCCAUGAUGCCUAACGGUCGAUUGUAUUCACGAGCAGGGACUGCUAUGGUGGCCAUGGCUGGAAAAGACGCUGGCAAACCAGUCAUAGUGUGUUGCGAAACCGUCAAGCUGACGGAGAGAGUCGCCCUCGAUAGUCUCGUAUACAAUGAGAUUGCGCCUGAAGAUGAGUUGGUGAUGCGCCAAGCCGCAGACGAUGAAGCCCCUUCAUUAGAGAACUGGAGGGAUGUGCCAAAUUUGCAGCUUUUGAACCUUAUGUACGAUCUCACUCCGGCAGAGUUCAUCGACAUGGUGAUCACAGAAUAUGGGAGCACCCCCCUAGCUCGAUGA
Bacidia gigantensis is the source of this 1494-nucleotide messenger RNA. RefSeq lists its product as uncharacterized. Lineage: Eukaryota; Fungi; Ascomycota; Lecanoromycetes; Lecanorales; Ramalinaceae. The transcript has a single exon. The record is from RefSeq and is a predicted model, not a curated record. The coding region runs from base 1 to 1494 and encodes 497 amino acids.